Messenger RNA from Tuber aestivum (summer truffle), 1302 nucleotides. The record is from the annotation of a GenBank genome assembly. NCBI's taxonomy places the organism in Eukaryota, Fungi, Ascomycota, Pezizomycetes, Pezizales, Tuberaceae.
GUCAAGACGUGUUCAAGCUUCCCAGAUGUGACAAGAGAGAGAGGGAAGGAAAGGAAAGCCCCUUCCCGCAAUAAAUAGCCGUCCACACAAAACUGUCGAUGGCUGGAUGGGUGACCGAUUUACCCUAUCGGCAUCCGCCUUGACAGGAAUAUUCGGCCGAAAGGGAUGAAACGGGGACAUAUCCGCACCAUUUUCAUGCCCUUCUAGCGAGGGGCGGAUCGAUUGGCGCUGCCCUGCCCCCGGGACUUGGGGGUGCGGGGUUGGGCAUCUCGGAAGCUGCCAUGAUGAUGCAGGCUAUUUCCAUUCCUAUGCUACCGGUAUUCCCAAACAUAUUUCCCCCAGUACUAUUAUAAGAUCAUCGGAGACUACAGGAGCAGAGUGAGCAUGGCUGGGGCACAGCCGGUGCAUCCAAAUAUAUAUGCAACUCUGGUAAAUUACGGUGCACUCCGGAUUCCACCACGCAUAAGUCGUAAGCUCGCUAAGAUUAAAUAAAAGCCCGCAAGCGAAUUCGCAACUGAAGGGCAGAGGAGUACUGUACUGUACCGGUAAAAAUGCUUCCAAAGCCGACAGCGGACGAAUGAAGGGCCCGCCCUGGGGUGUAAGCAUUCCCUCAGCUCGAGACAUCAUCAUCGCGAAUCAGAGUCUCCGGUCAUGCUCUCCAGCGUCGGGCCAAACAGCGGCCUUGAUAUCAUACCCCCAGAUUUCCCACCAUAGCCGUUCGUCGAGGAGGCCACUGUGCGCUUUCCACCCUAGAAGUCCAAGAAAUCAUGCAAAAUAGCACUUGCCGUGCGAGACAAGUCCACCCAGCUCUUGAAUAAACGAUGCUUGUACAUGUACCAGUACAAUUCUGGCUGGGUCUCCUGAGCUCGGGCAGCCAACAGAACGGUUCCCCUGGCACGCACGACUCCCCUCUCUCCGGGAUCAGGGAAUCCGGUGAAGGCCUCUCACCAUCCUUCAUCCUGUUCGAUAAAUCCGUGCCAGGCCUAAACCUCCGUGAAACCAAGAAUACGGGUGGUAAAUCUAUUGACGCCAUCGAGGUCUGCUUCGACAGCUACAAACAGCACGGUACGGUACCUUACCGGUACUUGCAUCCCAACUGACAACCCAAUCGGUGCCGAAGAUCAGGGAUUUAAAAUUGUGCCCUAGCUUACUCCAUUCCCCCACCACUCUGUCCACUCCUGGGAAGGCAAAAUUGAGCUGAGCUCUCACACCUGCCGGCACUAUUAGUAGAUCCUUCACCGCAUGAAUACAGAGCGCUUUCUCCUAGCCGACGAGCCCCUGGGCCCAGGCUACCGCUACCUC